AUGCACGCCUCCCUCUUCUUGGUUGCCCUCGCUGCGGUGGCCGGUCCCGUCGCCGCCUGGCCCGGCAUGGGCCCCGGCGGCCACGGCGCCGCGGCCGGUCAUGCCCACCAUGCCCGCUUCCACCACAGCGACAUGUACAAAGAAAUCAGGCGGGCCGCCGCCGAUGCCGAGACGAAGAACGCCGCGAAGACGGUCGCCGUGGCCGCAAACAACGGCGACGACCACCACGAACAACACAAGCGCAGCGUCGAAAUGCUCGGCGACCUGGUCUACCUCCCCGACGACAGCCUGUCCGCGUCCGGCAAGGAAAUCAAGCUGAUCCUGGCUGGCAAGAUGUCGCCGCACGCACCCCUGCCGGUCAACAAGCGGGAGUCCGCGCCGGAGCAUAAGCAGGUCCGCCGCAACAACCCCUGCCGUCCUCAAGCGCCGAGCUCGACGGCCAAGUCUGAGAGCGCGCCCGCUUCGUCUUCGUCCUCGUCCGCCGUCCCUGCUUCGUCCGAGCCUGUUUCUUCCGCACCGGUUUCAUCCCAGCCGGUCUCAUCGCCUCCUGCUUCGUCCACCCCCGUCUCAUCCGCUCCCGCCUCUUCUGCUCCCGCCUCGUCUGCUCCCGUCUCGUCGGCGCCCCUUUCGUCUGCCCUCUCCGAGUCCUCAUCCACCCAGUCCUCGUCCACCCAGUCCACGGCCAGCCCGAGCCCCAUCCCGAGCCCUGCCAGCUGCGAUGUCUGGUCGCAGGUUGCCAAGGCCAUUGUGCCGACGUUCCAGGACGGCAAGAACGGCUGCUCGCGCCUGGCCCGCGGCGCCAUCCGUCUCGGCUUCCACGACGCCGGCGCCUGGAACCGCACGUCGGCGUGGGGCGGCGCCGACGGCUCCAUCGCGCUCAACCCGUCGGAGCUGGCCCGCGCCGAGAACCGCGGCCUCCAGGACAUUGUCGCGCAGACGCUGGUGUGGUACGACGCGUGGCACAGCCGCGGCGUUGGCAUGGCCGAUCUGAUCCAGUUCUCGGCCAUUGUCGCCACCGUCACCUGCCCGCUGGGCCCGCGCAUCAAGUUUUUUGCCGGCCGCCCCGACGACGCCCGCGCCGCCCCCGACGGGCUGCUGCCCUCCGUCGACGGCACCGCGCCCGCGCUGAUUGACCUGUUCCAGGCCAAGACGUUCUCGCCGGCCGACCUCGUCGCGCUGCUGGGCGCCCACUCGACGAGCCAGCAGUUCUUUGCGGACCCGGCGCAGGCCGGCGCGCCGCAGGACUCGACGCCGGGCGUCUGGGACACCAAGUUCUACGCCGAGACGGCGGCCCGCACGGCCCCCAAGGGCGUCUACCGCUUCCCCAGCGACGUGGCCCUGGCCACGUACCAGGGCACGUCGGCCACGUGGCAGCACAUGAGCAGCCAGUUUGCGUGGGACGGUGCCUACGCCAAUGCCUACUUCCGCCUGUCGCUGCUGGGCGUCAACAACAUCAACGACCUGGUCGACUGCUCCGAGUCCGUUCCUUGA
This is a messenger RNA of Sporothrix schenckii 1099-18, 1491 nucleotides long. RefSeq lists its product as uncharacterized. Bases 1 to 1491 code for a protein of 496 amino acids. Gene Ontology annotation, biological process: hydrogen peroxide catabolic process; cellular response to oxidative stress; response to reactive oxygen species. The record is from RefSeq and is a predicted model, not a curated record. The transcript has a single exon. Gene Ontology annotation, molecular function: peroxidase activity; heme binding. Lineage: Eukaryota; Fungi; Ascomycota; Sordariomycetes; Ophiostomatales; Ophiostomataceae.